Messenger RNA from Clarias gariepinus (North African catfish), 1097 nucleotides. It is a transcript of the gene mmachc, whose product is annotated as metabolism of cobalamin associated C. Bases 16 to 765 code for a protein of 249 amino acids. Gene Ontology annotation, cellular component: cytoplasm. Gene Ontology annotation, biological process: cobalamin metabolic process. The record is from RefSeq and is a predicted model, not a curated record. The transcript is spliced from 4 exons. NCBI's taxonomy places the organism in Eukaryota, Metazoa, Chordata, Actinopteri, Siluriformes, Clariidae. Gene Ontology annotation, molecular function: FAD binding; demethylase activity; cyanocobalamin reductase (cyanide-eliminating) (NADP+) activity.
AAAGCGCCUUCAAAUAUGGCGAUGUCCAGCGAUACCGUGCUGAAUGUUGUUGAGCCACUCCGGGAGUCUUUAACCCCAUUAGGCUUUGAGGUUUAUCCUUUAAAGAUAGGAUGGUACAAUGCAGUUGUCUCUCCAGCCCAUCAGCUGUACUAUUCUGCAGACACACUGGCUCUGGUUGUCUUGAGCACGCCGUCCAUGUUUGAGAAAGUAUUUCUGCCUUUCCUUCAGACGGGCUGCUGCGAAGAUGUCAGAGACCCCAUAGACCAGUGUGUAGCUCAGACCGUCAGAUCCUGUGUUUCUGAGUGUCUCCCUGAGCAGACUGUAGAUAUCAUUUUUGACCAUGAGAUGCUGCCCAACAGAAAGCCCAAGUUUUUGGCUCAGACUGCAGCUCAUGUAGCAGGAGCAGCACGCUACUACCGGCCAUCAGAUGUUCAGGAUCCACCAUGGGGAGAUAAGAAGAUGUUCGGAGUGUGUGUUCAUCCUCGGCUGGGGGGCUGGUUUGCUAUCCGGGCUUUACUUGUACUAAAAGGUGUAGAAGUGGGUGAAGCACUACAGCAGGUUGAUCCGCCUAACUGUGUUAGCUCACGGGAGGCCAAGAUAGAGCUUCUGGAGAGGUUUAACCUUUGCUGGCGUGACUGGACGUACAGAGAUAUCAUACUCGCUGAGGAGAGCUACUCCCCUCAGCAAAGACAGUACUUCAUUACACCUCCAGGCAAGCGGCAGGAGCUGCUAAGGCAGUGGGGCUUUUUAUCUCAAGCUGACUGAUAUACAGACUUCAUAUAGAAGGCGAGGAUAAUGACUUGAGAAGCAUUGCAAUACUUAUGUCACCAAAGCAAAAAUCAAUGCUUCGGAUUCGGUCCAAAUUAAUAGUUGAAGUAAAUGCACAAGCUGUGAAGCAAAUGUGAGUGAAGUCUUCAGUAGCAUUGACAUGUUUGGAAUGUUGUAAUUAAGACAGAUUGACUGUUGAUUAUUAGUAAUACAGUACAUUGGGACCAAGUAUGGAUGGACGAACGAAUAAACAGACAUUUUGAUUCAUGACGCACAUUAUGAUUGAUAACAUGUAAUUUAUUUAACUAAUAAAAACAGUUACACAUUAA